CGCCAUGUCUUCAGUUUGUGUGUGACAAUGAGGCGGUGAGGAGGUGCUGGUCGAGGCUCCUUAUAUUUAACAUACUUUUUUUUUGCAGAUGGUAACUACAGGUGAAUUAGCAUCACCAUGAAGAUACUGGGAUACAUCGUAGUGAUUAAACGAAGUGGGGCAGAUGGUACUCCAUUCCCACUUACCAACACAAGUUGUAUCAUUGGUCGCAAUCAGGACUGUGACAUUAGGGUUCAGCUAUGCAGUGUAUCAAGGCUACACUGCCAGGUUGAUGUGGACCCAAGUGGAAAGGCAUAUGUUACAAAUCUUAGCCAAACACUGUCUACACUCCUGAAUGACUCUCCCUUGGCUGCAGAUGAGAUUAGUGUUUUGAGGCACAAAGAUAUUAUCACUGUGUCAGAAAGGCAAUUUAGAUGGGAAUAUCCAGAAGGUUCCAUCCUUGCUGUUUCCACCAAUCAGCUGCAAGAUUACAAGAUAUUGUCUCCCAAUCUCAAGUCUCCUAUCAGUAAUCAUAACCUAAGUGGCAGUCUAUCUGAUGGGGAAAAGCGUAAAAAUUCAGAUGAAGAUUUUGAAGAGUUGCCCGAUUCAAAGAGGAAGAGGGUCUCAUUUGGCCCACAGCUCAAUCCAGAGCAUUUUUCUCAACUGUUACCUCCUGACACACCAAUCAGCAAGGGAGAGAAGCCUAAUACCCGUACUUUGUUAAAUUUCUCAGAUACUCCUCAAGCAAGUCCUAGCCGAAAAUCAAAACGCAUAUCUAUUGCUCCACUUAAUGUUUGUAUUGCAGAAGAAAGUGGAAUUGAUACCCCAACCAAGAGCCUCUUGCGGAGACGUAGUCCCACACCAGUAAAACCAUACUUAGCGCGUAGUCUUGGACUUCUUUUUCCAAAGACGAUCAAUGAGGAAUCUUCAAACAUUCAAAAUUCUAAAGAUGAUUCUCCAAAUCAGAAACCUUUUCCAAAACUUGAACCAGUGGCAAAUAGUCCCACAAAGGAUAGAGGUCCGCUGAAAAAUUUGCCUGAAAAAUCAAGAGAUGAAACUUCUAAGUUGGUAUCUCCCAAGAGCCUCCGUGCCAAGAUGAAUCUCAAUGUAGUUUCAGUAACCUUCAAAUCCCAAGAACCAGACUCUCCUCAAAAUUGUGCUCUCUUAAAAGUUAAUUCCCCAGCAGCUUCACCCCAAGCCUUGGAGACGCCCAGUAAGCGUUCUGCCCAAGAUGAAUCAAGGUCUAAAACUCCCGAAAUGCUGGCAAAAUUCCCCUCAACCUCUGAGAAUGAAAUGUCCUAUGAUGAUGAUAUACUCAACAUUUCUCCAAAGAAAGUGACAAGAGACAAUACUCCUCCCAAGACUUCACUAACACCUGAAUCUUCAUCCAAGGAGAGAGCAUCACCUAAAACUUCUUACGUGAAAGCAAAAGUUACCCCCAAGAAACUAUCGUCCCCGAAGGUUUCCCCCAAGAAAGUAACAUCACCCAAAGCUACUCCCAAGAAAAUAACCUCGCCCAAAGCUACUCCCAAGAAAGUAGCAUCACCCAAAGCUACCCCCAAGAAAGUAACAUCACCCAAAGCUACCCCCAAGAAAGUGGCAUCAUUCAAAGUUACUCCCAGGAAAGUAGCGUCACCCAAAGCUACCCCCAAGAAAAUAACCUCGCCCAAAGCUACCCCCAAGAAAGUAGCAUCACCCAAAACUACUCCCAAGAAAGUCACAUCUCCCAAGGCUACUCCCAAGAAAGUAGCAUCACCGAAAGCUACCCCCAAGAAAGUAAUAUCAUCUAAACUUACCCCUAAGAAAGCAACAACACCCAAAGCAUUUCUGAGAAGGGUAACACCAUUCAGAGUUAGUCCUAAAGAGAAAUUAUCCCCAAAGAAAAUAGCCUCACCUGUGUCAUCUCCCAGAAAGGCUGACUCACUUGUGUCAUCUCCCGGGAAGACUGAAUCACCUGUGUCAUCUCCCGGGAAGACUGACUCGCUUGUGUCAUCUCCCGGGAAGACUGAAUCACCUGUGUCAUCUCCCAGAAAGGCUGACUCACUUGUGUCAUCUCCCGGGAAGGCUGAUUCACCUGUAUCAUCUCCCAGAAAGGCUGACUCACUUGUGUCAUCUCCCUGGAAGGCUGAAUCACCUGUGUCAUCUCCCGGGAAGGCUGACUCGCUUGUGUCAUCUCCCAGGAAGGUUCAAUCACUUGUGUCAUCUCCCUGGAAGGCUGAAUCACUUGUGUCAUCUACCGGGAAGGCUGAAUCACCUGUAUCAUCUCCCAGAAAGGCUGACUCACUUGUGUCAUCUCCCGGGAAGGCUGAUUCACCUGUAUCAUCUCCCAGAAAGGCUGACUCACUUGUGUCAUCUCCCAGGAAGGCUGAUUCACCUGUGUCAUCUCCCGGGAAGGCUGAUUCACCUGUGUCAUCUCUCAGGAAGGCUGACUCACUUGUGUCAUCUCCCAGGAAGGCUAAAUCACCUGUGUCAUCUCCCAGGAAGGCUGACUCACUUGUGUCAUCUCCAAGGAAGGCUAAAUCACCUGUGUCAUCUCCCAGGAAGGCUGACUCACUUGUGUCAUCUCCCAGGAAGGCUGAAUCAUUCUGUGUCAUCUCCCAGGAAGGAAUCACUUGUGUCAUCUCCCAGGAAGGCUGGAAUGAAUCGCCUGUGUCAUCUCCCAGGAAGGCUGAAUCGCCUGCGUCAUCUCCUAGGAAGGUUGAAUCACCUGUGUCAUCUCCCAGGAAGGCUGAAUCACCUGUGUCAUCUCCCAGGAAGGCUGAAUCACCUGCGUCAUCUCCCAGGAAGGCUGAAUCACCUGCGUCAUCUCCCAGGAAGGCUGAAUCACCUGUGUCAUCUCCCAGGAAGGCUGAAUCACCUGCGUCAUCUCCCAGGAAGGCUGAAUCACCUGCGUCAUCUCCCAGGAUGAUGACUCGGGUUGCAGUUACACCCAAAAGUGUACGAAGACGGCUGGCAACUCCUACAAAGACACUAACCGUUCAAAAGAGUCCAGCAGACACUACAGGGAAUUCUCUAGUUAAGUCACCACGGGGUGCAAAGAGAAAAGCAAGCUUGAUCCCACAGCCACAUAUAUCCAAGAAAAUAAGAAUGGGAGCUGCUACUCCAAAAUCAGAACGUAAGACCAGAACUCCCAAGAGUAAAACACCAGCAAACCCAAAGAAAUCAUUUGCCGAUGCAUUGAAAAAGGGUCUCAUGACUAAUGGUAUACCGGCCUCCAGGGCGGAGCGCACAAAGCAGGUGGUACCGAGAGCUAGAAUUGCGAGGUCCAAGAGAAAGUCUACUACGGGAGCAGCAAAAAUGCCUGAAAAUAUGUUUUCUACGGAGGUACCAAAAAGUUUUGAGUUUGGAAAGAUGACAAUGGGCCAUGCUAACUCUCCCGCCCCAAUAUUCAUCCACAAGAAAACUAGCAAGACUCCAAAACUAUUUCGGAAGGGUCGCAAGGGUCUACUAAAAGCUGGUUCAAUAGGCGGUAGCAGUAGCACUGGAUAUAAUGAAAACCUGGAAGGAUUAGAUGUACUAAUGGCUAGUCCAGAGGUUCAAGGGGAAAAGCAUGUGGCUGUUGAAUUAAUGAAAUCCUUGAGCGAGUCCCCAACCACACCAGCUAGAAUGAACCACAUUCCUCAAUCUACUAGCCGAAGAUCUUUGUCACGAAUCAGCACUUCAACAUCUUUUACUAACAUGACCAACUUUGAUUUUUCUUCGGUUGAGACUCCAAAUGUAACAGAGGAUAAAUUCAUAUCCCCUCUUGCCACUCCUGUCAUUUCUAGUAAGACUCCAGAGCGUUUGCUCAGAAGUGGCAAGUCAAUGGUACUGUCUCCAGAAGUUUUGCAAUUAGACUCUGAUGCAACUACUUUUGAUUUUGAAAAUGCCCAAACACCUGAAGUUUCUCAGGUUGAUUUUGUUUCACCAGUGAGUACAAGAUCUAACCAUUCAUCUCCAAAGACAAAUGAAGAAAAUAGCAACAGUGUCCCUGAAGCAAAGAGAUUACUUCGUACUCCAAGAGCUGCAGCUUCAACACCCAAGGUUGAUUACAGAGAACUUAGCGGUAUUACAACUAUAUACGAAACGCCUUGUGACAAUGAUUCUGUUGAUGCAGAAGCAAUAGCUGAAGAUGGUAUGCAGCUUGGAACUCAAAGGCCAUUGUCAGAGAGUCCAAAGGCUAAUUACACAGAUGUAAUAGGUGUAAGGAAACUAAUGAAAACAGCAAAAGCAGCUGUUCCUAGGCACCAAGCAGAAGAUGCACAUAUUUUAGGAAUAAGAAAAAUACUCCGAACUCCAAAACCUUUAACAGAAAGUCCUAAGGCAGAUUAUACCCAUGUUUCUGGUAUAAAGAAGCUUUUAAAAACUCCUAAUGUGACUUCUGAUACUCCAAAACCAGACUAUACAGAUGUUGCUGGAGUCAGAAAACUAAUGAAGACUCCAAAAGUGUCAGUUAUGAAACAUAAAGUUGACGAUUCCCACAUCACUGGAAUAAGAAAGAUACUCCGUACUCCAGGACUCUCUCCAGAAAGUCCAAAAGCAGAUUAUACAAAUGUUGCUGGUGUGAAAGGGAUUAUGAAAACCCCUAAAGCAACAUCUCCACCUCCAGUUACAGCAGAUUACACUAAUGUUGCUGGAAUGAAGAGGCUGCUAAGAACACCAAACCACACAAAUGAAUUGGAGCCUAUUUGUGAUUAUACUGAAAUUCAGGGUCUUCAGAAACUCUUCAGGUCUCCAAGGAGAAACCCAGAAAACCAGGAAAUUUUUGCAGAUUAUUGUGAACCAGGUGGAUUGAAGAAACUCCUUACAACGCCAAGACAAAGGGAGGCAAGUCCCUUAUCAGAUUAUACUAAUGUGGCAGGUGCGAAAAAACUUCUUGUUACACCACACACACCUGUAAAUUCGCCAGAGGCUGAUUAUACAAAUGUUCAUGGAAUUAGAGCAUUGAUGAGAACACCCAAAGUUCUUAAUAAAUCUCUUGAAGUAGAUUUUGAGGGACUGGACCAGCUUUUGAAGACACCACUAUCAGAUCAUACCAACAUGGUAAUAAGCAAAGUUGUUGAAUUGGUACAACAGUCCUCUACUCCAGGUUCUGGUAGGAAGCUGCGUAGCUCUCCAAAGGUUAUUACCCCAGCCACAAGCUCUCCAUCUGAAAACAUCCCGCCUGCAGGAGUCAAAGAAAUAAUGGAUGUAAUAAAUAAGGAGAUAGAAGGUGGAGAUAUCACACCUCGGAGAUCUAAGAGAAACGCCAAGGUUGAUGUACAAGAGACCAAUAUACCUGUUAGGCGUGGAAGAUCACGAAAGGGGGUGGAUAAAAAUACUGACAGUUCUCCUAAUCAUAUUGCCGCUUGUGUACUGGAGUUAAUUGAAGCGUCUCCCGUUGUACCAAAACGUAGUUUGAGAUCAAAGAAAGAUGUCCGUUUAUCAGAUGAAAACCCUGUGACAAAGAAAAAAUCGGGGAAGAGUCGAAAGAUCAGCAAGGAGGAAACUCAAGACAUGGACAUGAUAAAUAAGGCAGGUCCCGUUCAGGUUCAAGAUGAAUCUACCAUUGACAUAGAAUCAAUGGAAGAAUCUUCUAAGAUAAAGGAAGUCACAGAGGAUGGCUUGCCAGAUUUACUGCCGACCAGAACACGAAAUCGUAGACAGGCCAAAUCUCAGAGUAGAAAGAGAAUCCAAACAAAAACGGAUGUUGUGAAGAAGUCUACCAAACAGGCUUUGCUGGUUGUGCCAGAAACAGUAAGAAGCGUGUCAUUGGAUAAAACACAGGAUGACGAGGGAGGGGAACUAAUGCCUGAAGCAUCUGCUUCAACUCAGGAGAGAAGAAACCCGGUGGAUUCUCUUCCUCAAGAUGAAGAGACAAAGGUAGAAAUCCCAAUUCGAAGCAGCCGGGGGAGAAGGAAGGCAGUUGUAGUGAGUAAUUCCUCAACAAAGGUUCAACUAAAGUGUGACGAUAAUACUGAAGCAGUAAAGGUAGAUUCAGGCAUCAUCUUAGAAACUCCUGAACCUACAGCUCCAAAGAUGAGAAAGACCAGGGCACGAGGUGGAGUAAAAAAAACAGAGGUAGGCUCCCGAGCUGAGCAGGCACCAGAGGAAGAUAGAGUAUCUGUGAGAAGCAGGAGGAGGAAGGCUGUGACCGAACUUGAAAUACUCUCAACCAAAGGAGAAUUGGAUAAUAAUAAAAGGUCACCCAGUCCACAGGAUAAAAAUAAAAGUACAUCUGGCUCAUCAGAUGAGCAAGGAGUGCGAACUACACGCAGGGGGCGCACACGGGGCCACAAAAUACUAGAAGAACCAGUGCCAGAACUUCCACUCACUAGAAGGAAAAGAGUUGUUAAAUCAAAUGCCCAGACAACACAAGAAGUAGUAGUGGCUCUGGACAUUGUGCAGGAAGAAAUUGACCUUGCAUCAAAAGAUACAGAGAGUGAUGAUAAAACUACACUGGAAGAAAUUGUGAAGUCAUCAUCUAAAGCCAACAAGAACAAGUCCCAGAAGAAUGAAGACAAUGGGCAUGAAGUGACUGAACAUAAGACAAGCAGCAAAAAUGACAAUACACCUGUGGAAACACCUAAGCGUAAACGAAGAGCUGUUGUGACAACAGAUGAGGUGGACACCACACCAAUCACACGGUCAAGACGUAAACUCAUGGAAAAGGAGUCUGAGUUGGAAACUACACCUGUCACAAGGUCAAGACUUAAAAAUACAAAACCAGUGGCUGUGACUGAGAUGAGACGGACUCGUUCUCGAAAGUAAGCUGCUGCUGUCAGCAAAGAGUACAAUGCUUUCAUAAGUACCUGGCUACAUUAUUUAUAAUGUGUGAUUGGAAUUCUUCAUUUUCUGUCUGAAUUCUGUUUUCUUCUGUGCAUUUGUAUAUACUGUAUUGUAUUUCAAAGAAUGGGCUUAAUAAUUUUAUUUUGUAGGUUAGUUUUAAAUGGUAUACAGUACUGUAUAAGAAAUAAAAGUUAAGCUUAGUUAUUUAGAGAAGUAAUUUUGUUGUUGACAAGUAAAACUUAACUGGCAGAGGUGAAAAAAUAUCUGCUUGUGUGAGGUCACUGGUUCUUUUUGCUGUUUUUUUAUUUGAAUUGAAUGUUAGUACUGUAUGAAAAAGUGCAAGAAUAAAUAAUUUUGGGGGUUUUGUAUUUUAAGUUUAGUAAUGUCGAGAGACAAAAAAUAAUUAAGUGCAUGUACUGUAGAUAGCAUAAAUUAAAUAUUUGAUAUAAGAAUGUUAUCAUCAAGCCAAAACCAGUAACUUUUAAAGGAAAUAAGGUUUAUUGCAUCAAAUCAGUACAGUGGGGUAUGCUAUAACGAAUGGAUCCUACUACGAAUAUUCCUAUAACGAACGGUUUUACCUAUAAAAUUGAGAAUGCUAUAACUAACGAAACUCCUACAAUGAACAUUAU
Homarus americanus (American lobster) is the source of this 7355-nucleotide messenger RNA. Its product is annotated as mucin-17-like. The record is from RefSeq and is a predicted model, not a curated record. Gene Ontology annotation, molecular function: protein binding. Gene Ontology annotation, biological process: regulation of mitotic nuclear division; regulation of chromosome segregation. NCBI's taxonomy places the organism in Eukaryota, Metazoa, Arthropoda, Malacostraca, Decapoda, Nephropidae. The transcript has 10 exons. Gene Ontology annotation, cellular component: nucleus; chromosome. Bases 118 to 6708 code for a protein of 2196 amino acids.